AUGAAGUCCAAUUACUCUCCUACCAUAUUUGCGUCAUUACAACAACCACAAAAUCAGCUUUUCAAAGAUUUCCCACAAAAACCAGAAUGUAUGGAAGAAAAUAAGGAUAGGUUCGGCACAAUGCUAGGCCAUCUUCGCCAAUAUACUGAGAUUGACGAUGAAGAAAAGAAAAUAUUGAAUACAAAGAUAGAUGGAUUAAAAGAUCAGUUGACUCAUUAUAAACACCAGAAAACCGAUGCCAUGGGAUCGGGACCUUUAACAAUUGCAGAAAAGAAAAGGAUGGUUAUUUUGCAAAACGAACUGAAAACUUUGAAAUAUCAAAUUAAAACUUUGGAGAAAGAGAAAGAACCCCUCAUUAAAGAAUCUGAACUGUUCAAAAAAGAAAUUAGAAAUUUGAAGAAAGAUAAAUUCGACAAGAUUAGUGAAGUGACAAACCUAAAAGUAGAGAUUUCCCAACUUGAAAAUUUGAUCAAAAGUAAAUAUGAGGCAAAGUUGUCGAAUUAUAAGAAAUUGCAUCAAAAUUUGAAAAUUGAGAAUGAAUCAUUAGCGAAUAGAUUCAAAGUUUCUGAAAAAAAGAUACAAGAGCUUGAAAAUAUCAAUGAACAAUUAACUGAUUCCCGUGGGGAAAUAAUCCAGGAAAACAAUUUUCUCAAAAAAAGCUUGAUAGAUAAUUUGGAAAAAUUAAAAGAGUUGGCAUUGGAAAAUGACAGGCUCAAAAAUACCAGUCGCUCGCAUAAUCUUUCAUCUUCCCCAAAAAUGAAAGCGGCAACUUCUCCAAAGUUAAAAACAGCGCCGUCGCCAAAAUUGAAAUCAGGGAUUUCUCCUAGACCUGAAAGAAUUCCCGAAUCAAGAGUACAUCAUGCUCGUCUUGCAACUGAGAAACCAGUCAUCUCCCACCAACCUAUCAGACUUUAUCAGCGGAGCAAUCAUAAUAAUGGAGUUUCCUUUACAGACACUAUGAGAAGAGAUCUUCCACAAAAUCCAGCUGUUCAAGAUAGUGAGUCCCCAACUCUGAUAGAACCGGAGAAUGAGCCUUGCAAACCAACUAAGCUACUCACCGUGCGGAUUGUGGGACGUCGAUCAAUGCUCAAACAAUGUGGAUUCCAAUUUCAAGUAACAGAGGAGGACUUGGAAGAUACUAGCUUUCUUUUUGAGAAAUGUUGCACUAAGUAUUGCCAGAAGUACGGUUUAAAUAUUAAUGGGAUGGAAUUCACCAAUUAUAAAGGUGACAAGUUGAGCUGUUCUGUUGGAUAUCCAUUGGAAAAUGGAGAUAUCAUUUAUGUUAAUUACAAAUGA
Messenger RNA from Saccharomycopsis crataegensis, 1296 nucleotides. RefSeq lists its product as uncharacterized. Lineage: Eukaryota; Fungi; Ascomycota; Saccharomycetes; Ascoideales; Saccharomycopsidaceae. The record is from RefSeq and is a predicted model, not a curated record. The transcript has a single exon. Bases 1 to 1296 code for a protein of 431 amino acids.